Messenger RNA from Ogataea philodendri, 261 nucleotides. RefSeq lists its product as uncharacterized. The transcript has a single exon. Lineage: Eukaryota; Fungi; Ascomycota; Pichiomycetes; Pichiales; Pichiaceae. The record is from RefSeq and is a predicted model, not a curated record. Bases 1 to 261 code for a protein of 86 amino acids.
AUGCUGGACUCGUCGUGGUCAUCUUCCUCAAUGGCAGAAACAGAGAUAACGUGUUGCAGACCAGACACGUCCUGCAACUUGGUGACCUCACCUCUGAAGAAGUCCAAGAACAGAGACUUAAUUUGCUUGAAGAGAGGGUGGGAGUCGAAAAUCGGACCGUUGAACACAAACAUCGGCUUGAGACCAACUUGGAAAGUGACUUUCUUGAAGUCUUGGAACAGCUUGAAGUUGUUCAGCACCAAAAGCUCCACCAUAUCGUAG